AUGAAAGCCCGGGAAGAGCCCGGGAACAGAUUGGAACGGUUACGAGCGACGGCACGGCGAACAGGGCUCGCGCCCAAGGAGCAAGCGGUGGCUCUCUUCACUUACACGUUCGUUAACAAGGUGGAUCGAAAGGGGCGGGUCUCCGUCCCCGCCUCCUUCCGCAACGAGCUGGCCCGGCAAUCCUUCAACGGAGUCGCGGUCUACCCCUCGAUCGAUGGCAGCAAGUCCCUGACCGGCUGUGAGGAAGAUGUCCUCAGGCAGUGGAGCGACACGUACCGUGCGGACGAUCCCUUUGACACCGUUUCCACCAGAAAGCGAAUGAGGCUCUUCUCGGCCGUUCAGCGUCUCCCCUUAGACGCCGACGGUCGCGUGCUGCUGCCGGGCGAGCUGCUUGCCCAUGCGGGGAUUGCCACCCACGCCGCAUUCGUCGGUCUGGGCCACGAGUUUCAGAUCUGGGACCCCGCGAUCCUCGAAGCCGCCCGGAAAGCAGAGCAGGGGCAAUCCUCCGAGGACGCCGCCGAGCCGGAACUGCCGCCGGCGCCGGGAGGGGACCGGUGA
Molecule: messenger RNA, 558 nt
Organism: Geodia barretti
Lineage: Eukaryota; Metazoa; Porifera; Demospongiae; Tetractinellida; Geodiidae
Source: the annotation of a GenBank genome assembly